Cladocopium goreaui is the source of this 978-nucleotide messenger RNA. The record is from the annotation of a GenBank genome assembly. NCBI's taxonomy places the organism in Eukaryota, Dinophyceae, Suessiales, Symbiodiniaceae.
AUGGGCGAAUACAUCAAGCAGCACUGUCAGAAGAGCAAGAAGGCUCAGAAGCUGAGGACAGACCGUGAGAGAAAGAACUACCUGACGAAGACGCUUGGAUUGACCUUGCAAAAGGAUCCCAAGCGUGGCAUGCUGUGUGUGCCGAUGGAACAAGAUACCUUGAUGAUGUCAGGCAUGCGGAUGAGCACCUCACGAGUGAAGGAGGAAGGUUUUUCCUCCAAAGAGGAAUCCAAAGAGCAGUUCCGCAAAGCUUCGGAGGCAAUCCAGGGAAGCACCAACUCCAAGGAGGAGAUGGAGCGUGCUGAAAAGGAAGCCGAUGAUGCAGACAAAAGUGAUUCGGAGAGCUCAAGCGAUUCUUCGGAUUCAUCUUCAAAGUCAAGCUUUGGGCAUGCAAGUGAGAAAGGGAGCCCAGACCGAAAGAAGCCAGCUCCGCCAAAGAGGAAGAGUACGGGAGCUUCUUCGACAGCCAAAGCAAAGGCAAAAACAAAAACUCCUCCUGGAAGUGCAAAGAAGGCAGGGGCCGAAGUGGAAAAGUUUGAGUCAGCUCACGACGCUGCAAAAAAGUACUUGGCGACCGUCCAAGAGCUUCGUGCUGACACCCUUUGGAAAUCAUGUGUGCGUGCACAUGAAGUGGAUCGAAGGCUGGGCAGAGAAUCCGCUGUGGUGUCACAUCUGGAGAGCACGAUGUCUUCCCAGGAGAUUGAUGCAGCGGCCAUUGCUGAUGCAAAGACCACUGUGUCCAAGAUCAAGGAGCAGAACCAGUUCGUGAUGUCUAUGAAGGAGGUUUGCAGAUGGCUGAGGAGCGCAAAGCCCAGCUGUUUGGUGCUUGAAGUGACUGAGGCAGGUGGCACUUUGAGCAAACUGCUGGCAGCCAAUGACUUUGUGGUUGGCAAGCGCAUGGCUGAAGAUUCCGCAACCCUGCGUGAGAUCUUGCUCUUUGUGGCCAAGAAGCUGGUGGAUGUGCCUUGGCAUGCUUAA